GUCCAUGAAGGCAGCGCGGGCAGAACAACGGUUCACCGGGCGGUCGGACGCUUUUCUACCGGAUAGUAUACAGUGAGAAUGUUUCUAAGCUAUCGUUAAAACGUCCAGUAAAGGUUUCACAGUUUUUACUUUGUGUUUGUCUGUACGGCGAUGCUAAUACUAGCUCGCUAGCGGUGUUCCGUCGUGGCGAGUAGGCGGGUUUAUUUCUUUUUGUUUUAAACCGUAUUUGUGUUUACAGGAUCAUGUUUGAGAGUGAGCCGCGUUUGUUAGGCGGACCUCUGAGACACACCGGUGCCACUAAACGUCCGUUGCGUUAAAGAAAAUGAAAGCGGAGGGUUUUUAGAGGGGAGUGUGUCCCGACAUGACCAGGCUGGUCUGGAUGCUACUGGUUCUGCUGCCAGGUGACCAAGCGCUCCCACAGCCCUUCAACAUCAGCCUGACCCAGGGCUCUUCUGGUUUCACCCUCACAUGGGAGUCUGGACCAGGGACACCUCCAGGAACGUCCUACAAUGUCACCAGUCAGACAGAAAGUGGUGUCUCUCCGAGUCCAGUAAAGGGCUGCCAACAUGUCCAGAAACCUCUGACCUGUCUCCUGCCUUAUGAAUCCAUCGACCCACUGGAGAGAUACAUCAUCCAGAUCACAUCUUACCUGGAGGCUCAGAUGUCUCAGCCAGCAGAGAUCCAGUUCAAAGCUGUUGACCUUCUGGACCUGCCCCAGCUGACCCCUGUGUCCUGUGGGAGAAAUUUGUGUGUGGACCUGAUGCCGCCAUUCCAAAAUCUUCAGGAGACCUAUGACCAGCUUAAUUACCAGCUUCAGAUCAGUAGCAACAGCAGUGGAGGACCACAGGUCCUUAAAGAGUUCCGGUCCCUGACGAGACAGAAUCUGACGGUCCCGGUUCCUGGGAGGAUAUACUGCAUCUCCAUACGGUUUACAAACAUCAAGAACAUCAAAGGGUCCAUCUUCAGCCAACCAGUCUGUGUCUCCACACCUGCUUUGUUUCCUUUAGAUCAGCUCAUCUCGGCUACACUCUGCUUGUUAGUGACCAUGAUGGUGGUGGUUUUGGUUCUGCUGCUCUGGACCGGUUCCAUCUGUCUGAGACGGAGCCGAAUGCCGACCAUCCUGGUGAGUCACACGUCUGGAUGUUUUACUUUGGAUUGAUUGGCUGAUUCACGGAGAAUCCCUCGGAGGGGUGGGGUCCUGGAUAAAUAAAGAUUAAAGAAAUACCGGCGUGUGUUCAUGACAAGCUAGGUUUUCAGAUGCUUCUGCCAGAACCAGAAAUCUACAUUGCCAGAGGAAACGAGAUAGUGCUGGACACCAGUCACUGUUUUCUAGGUCCUAACAUCUUUUGUUGCCUGUAACUUCAAACGGUGAUUUUCUUUUUAGGACUGUGGUAGUUUGUCCUUAAGUUGAAGUGGUGUCAGCCGGCUGUUUCUCCUUCUCUGGUGUUAUUAAACAGAUAACCUCUCACACCAGUGGUGUUCUGCUGCUGAACACACGGGUGUGGAAGGACCCAGGGAAGUGCGGUGGUUCGGUGAGACCGACACCCGGAUGGAUGGUCCGAUGGUUGGUUUUGGUCUAAAACCUGUUGUUGGUGGAUGAUUUUAGACAAAACCACUUUAUUAUAUACAGUCCUUGGCAUAAAUGAGUACACCCCACUACAUUAGUCAGAAAACCUGUAGUUUCCUUUCAGAACCAACAUGUUCUACGAAACACCGAACCACUAAAUACUCCCACAAAUGCAGGCCAUUGAUUCUAAACAAGAGUUGUUCAUUUUCACACACAAAAACAUGAUUUUCCUAACAAAUCCAUUAAAUGAGUACACCCCAGUUCUAGUGUUGGGAGAAAAGCCACUUAAGACUACACAAUU
Molecule: messenger RNA, 1868 nt
Organism: Nothobranchius furzeri (turquoise killifish)
Lineage: Eukaryota; Metazoa; Chordata; Actinopteri; Cyprinodontiformes; Nothobranchiidae
Source: RefSeq, a predicted model, not a curated record